Molecule: messenger RNA, 2598 nt
Organism: Sitodiplosis mosellana (orange wheat blossom midge)
Lineage: Eukaryota; Metazoa; Arthropoda; Insecta; Diptera; Cecidomyiidae
Exons: 1
Biological process (GO): DNA integration
Molecular function (GO): nucleic acid binding
Source: RefSeq, a predicted model, not a curated record
AUGUUUGGUGGCAAGUCUGCUCCGUUCUUGGCAAUUAAUGCAACUUUUUAUCUCGCUGAGUGUGAAAAAGAUAACUUUCCAAAGGCCGCAGAAUGUAUAAAAACAUGUUUGUACGUCGAUGAUUGCAUGAGCGGCAGCCAUUCAGUCAAAUCAGCAGUUGAACUGCAACGCGAGUUGAAUGGUUUGUUUAAAUCCGGCAACAUGCGUCUUCGAAAAUGGGCAUCGAAUAGCGAAGCGGCAUUGGACGGCAUUCCAAGUGAAGAUCGAGCAAUUAGCCAAUCGUUAACCUUGAAAACCACCGACACAGUGAAAACUCUGGGCAUGAAAUGGACGCCUGCAACCGAUUCAUUGAGCUUCACAAUCGACAUGACUCGUUUAUCAUCUGAACCGCGAAUUACCAAACGAAAGCUAGUUUCAGAUGCGUCCAAACUUUAUGAUCCGUGCGGUUUGUUAGCUCCAAUCACAAUUAAAGCCAAAAUGCUCAUGCAAGCGACUUUCAAAGAAGGAAUCGGUUGGGAUGAUUUUGUGUGCGAUGCCAUUCAAAAUGAAUGGAAUGAAUACAGAGUGGAACUGCCAUUGAUUAAACAAUUGAAAAUUAAGCGAUGGCUCAGCAUGACACCAAAUUCAACAAAACAAUUGCACGGAUUCUGCGACGCUUCCGAUAAUGGACUUUCGGCUUGCGUUUAUAUAGUGCAAACAUCGAAUGAAAUCACCACAGCAUCACUCAUAUGCGCUAAAACUCGUGUUGCACCCAUUGAUCCAGUCGCAACACCUCGUUUAGAAUUGUGUGGAGCUGUUCUAUUGUCACAUUUGGCCGCUCGCAUUGAACAUAAUCUGAAGAUUGACAAAAAUAACGUGCAUUUAUGGACCGAUUCGUCAGCUGUCUGGCAUUGGUUGCAACAUCAUCCGUCACGCUUUCAGGUGUACAUCGCUCAUGGCGUGCUUGAAAUUCAGAAGCUGUAUCCAGCGAACCACUGGAAGCAUGUUCGAACUCAUGAAAACCCAGCAGAUAUCGCAUCUCGGGGUGUUUCUGCACGUCACUUGCUCAACAAUUCUCUUUGGUUUUCUGGACCAAAGUGGCUCUGCCUUGACAAAACUCAGUGGCCAAAAAUCGAUUUGCCAUUGCCACAAGGCUUAAAUUUAGAAAAAAAGCGCACGCGAAUAAACAUUGCUGUUCCACAAUCAGCGCCAUGCGAAAUGGACUUCUUAUUGCGAUUUUCGAGUUUGCUUCGAUUGCUUCGGGUUACGGCUCGCAUAUUUCGAUUGGCUAAACACAGAAAGGGAGAGGCUGCCUCUUUGCCCGAUUAUGUAACGCCUGAGGAAUUGGAGGAAGCAAAAAUUGAAUGGGUAAAAUACAUUCAAGCCCUAUAUUUUGCCAAAGAAAUUCGCGAUUUAAGAAAGAACGGAUUCGUCGACGAAAAAAGUGCACUACGCUCGCUCAACCCGCAAUUCAACGAAAACAAAAUUCUCGUCGUCAAUGGUCGAUUACGGUAUGCUCCGCUACCAGAACGACAAAGAUGUCCGAUGAUUUUGCCAGCAAAUAGCCAUUUCACACAACUAGCAAUAAAUCGCGCCCAUGCAACGUCGUUACACGGCACCAUUCACCUGACUUUGGCUCGUGUUCGCCAAGAAUUUUGGAUCCUGAACGGUCGCAAUCGUGUGAAAGCAUUCGUCCACAAAUGCGUUGUCUGCUUUCGACAAAAACCCAAGUCAAUGACUCAAUUGAUGGCGCCAUUACCUGCCAUAAAAACAACUCCGUCUCGCGCAUUUUUGCAUUGUGGUCUGGAUUUUGCGGGACCAAUUCAAAUAAAGAGCUCGAAUAAACGAAAUGCACCGACUGAGAAAGGUUAUAUUUGCGUGUUCGUGUGUAUGGCCUCGAAAGCAGUCCAUUUGGAACUCGUCGGUGACUUGAGUACCCAGAAGUUCAUUUUGGCAAUUCGUCGAAUGAUGGCGCGACGAGGAAUGAGCACUGAUUUUUAUUGCGAUCGAGGGACAAAUUUUCAAGGUGCAAGCAACGAAUUGCCUCGUCUUUUCUUGGAUGCCAAAGCAACAACAUCAACUGAAAUCGCCCAAUUAUUCGCUUCCGAUGGCAUUCGAUUCCAUUUCAAUCCCCCAAGCGCACCGAACUGGGGCGGACAAUGGGAAUCGUUCGUCAAGCUGACGAAACAUCAUUUGCGCCGAAUGACCACCGCAGUUAAACUAACGUUCGAGGAAAUGGCAACGCUUCUUGCUCAAAUUGAAUCAUGCCUAAACUCGCGGCCUUUGUGUGCAAUCACAACGGAUAUAAAUGAUUUGGAGCCACUCACGCCCGGUCAUUUGUUGAUUGGCGCUCCGCUUAAUUUGAUUCCAGAACCGAAUUCACUAUCACUAAAAGACAAUACGCUCGACCGGUUCCAAGCCAUACAAAAGGGCCUACAAACAUUCUGGAAGCGCUUUUCAGAAGAAUAUUUGCACGCGCAACACCCCAGAAAGAAAUGGCUCAAGCCAAAUGAAGAUGUCAACUGCGGCGACCUAGUAAUCAUCAUCGAGGACAAUCUACCGCCGGCAAAAUGGAUGAUGGCCAGGAUCAUCGAACUUCACACUGGGACAGACGGCUAC